UUUGUGCACAGGUUUGACCACAGAGAAGUGAGCGUUCCCUUUAAGCAGGAGGACGAGCUGAUAUUGGAAGUUGUAGUUGAUCAUUAACAGGGAGUUGAUUUAUGUUGCUCAGUGCUGCAGCCAGGCAGCAUUUCACAUCCCUCCAGCAGUCAGUGACUCAAAGUAUCUGCCGCUUUUUCCAGUUCAGCGAUGCAGCCGCACCUCAAAUCUCAGUGCAGACGGGACCGUCUCCUCUCUGAGGGGUCAGCGGGUCAGCAUCACCUCGGGUCACCCGGGUCAUCUUUGCAGUGUGCGCCAGAGCCAGAGUCGAUGUCAACGUGUCUGAGCUGCCACAAGGAAUCUGCAGAGUUCAGAGACUCACACUGUCCUGUUUGCCUGCAGACGGCCAGUUUCCCUGUCCAGACCAACUGUGGCCAUUUGUUCUGUGCUCCCUGUCUGAUCAGCUACUGGAGACACGGGUCAUGGUUGGAUGCUAUCAGCUGUCCUCUCUGCAGACAGAAGGUCAGCGUGCUGUGCCAUCUCUUUAACGAGAGUCGAUCAGACCGACAGUCGAAGGAGGUUCUCGGGGAAAUCACAAACUACAACAGACGAUAUUCUGGAGCUCCAAGACGGGUGACAGACUACCUGUGUGAUGCUCCUCUCCUCCUGCAGUUACUGGCUCGUGGCCUCGGUGCAAUGGGAGGCCUCGUGUGGCUGUUCUUCUUCAGAGUGGCUCUCUGCUGUGUGGGGACCGUGGUGUCCAUCUCUUCCUCUCCUCCCUUGGACACAGAGACCUCGUCGUUGGCCAGUCCUCUGGAGACAGACCCCUCCCUCUGUGGACUGCUGGGGGUCCUGGAUGACCUGGUGGUCGUCAUCCUGCUCCUCAUCUGCAUUAUCAGCAUCAACCGGCAAAUGGUGUCAGAGGGGGAGGGACACUCUGCGAACCCCACAGCCUCUUAACCAUUGGUGGGGAACUCACUGUAGAGACAGAUGCAGCUGUAGAGUGUCAGUACAAGCUGUUCUACAAGGACUUGUAUUGGAUUUCUUGCUUCUGGCUGCGGCUAGUUGGAUCAGUGGACGCAUGAGUAUCAGAGUAUUUAAGAGUCAAGAUGUCAAACUGUAUCUCAGCCUCUCCACUUGUGUUUACAGAGCCUUUGCUGGAGUGAAAUGAUAUCUGCAACAAGAUGUUGUGCAACACGGUGUUUCAGCUUUGCUGACAAAUCCCCAGCACUUAAAAAGGUCCAGUGUGUACAAUUUAGAAAGGGUUUAUUGAAAGAAAUUCUAUAUACUAUCCAUAAGUAUGUUGCACAAUUACUUUAAACUAAAAUCUUUUGAUUUCCUUCACCUUAAUAGAAACCUUAAACAUGACAGGGGCCUUACUUUACAGAGGCUGCCAUCUUGCAUCACCUCAUUUCGUUUUUGUAUAUAUUAGAUAGACAUUUGAUACUGAAACAAUAGUUUUUAAACCGCCCCCAUCUUAAAAACUGUCCAAAGCUUCAUUUCACUCCUUAACCUGGGCUACAAUUAUGUCACACAAAAAAUGUGAGUCAAUGCAGUCAAAAUAAUUUGCCUUUUUACAGUGUGAAUUUCAUGUUAUGUGUAAAUAAAGAAUAUUUAUUGCUUUAA
Solea senegalensis (Senegalese sole) is the source of this 1605-nucleotide messenger RNA. RefSeq names its product E3 ubiquitin-protein ligase RNF170-like. Bases 190 to 939 code for a protein of 249 amino acids. NCBI's taxonomy places the organism in Eukaryota, Metazoa, Chordata, Actinopteri, Pleuronectiformes, Soleidae. Gene Ontology annotation, molecular function: metal ion binding; ubiquitin protein ligase activity. The transcript has 6 exons. The record is from RefSeq and is a predicted model, not a curated record.